Messenger RNA from Entamoeba dispar SAW760, 1392 nucleotides. RefSeq lists its product as uncharacterized. The coding region runs from base 1 to 1392 and encodes 463 amino acids. The transcript has a single exon. Gene Ontology annotation, molecular function: NAD+ poly-ADP-ribosyltransferase activity. Lineage: Eukaryota; Evosea; Mastigamoebida; Endamoebidae. The record is from RefSeq and is a predicted model, not a curated record.
AUGGGAGAGUUUAUACAAGAGAUUGAAAAUGAAAUUUGUGAAUAUUGCAUGGAAAAUGAUGAAGUAUUUUUAGUUGAUCAUGACAUUAAAAAUCAUAAAUUAACAUUAGGACUAUCAAAAUAUGAUGAAGAAUUUGAAAUAUAUUAUGAUAAUGAAUAUCCUAAAUCAAAAUAUGUUAUUGAAAUGAAAGGAAAAAAUAAUGAACAUACAAUUAAAAGAACUAAUACAAUGAUAGAAAUUGGAAAAAUAAAAGGAAUUAAAGAAGUAAUAAAAAUAUUUCUAGAAAAUGAUAGAGAAGAACGAAAUUAUAUUAAAAAAAAACAAGAAAAUCAUGAAAUACAAAAGAAAAAAAUGAAAGAAAGAAUGAAAGAAGUAUAUAAAAAAAUUGUUAAUUCAAAAGUAAAAUCAGAAAUUAAUUUUAAUACUCAACUUGCAUUUCAAAUAUUAAGUGAUGAUAUUAUUGAAAUUCAUUUAAAUAAAGAAAAAUAUAAAUUUGAUGUUGAAGCAGUAAAUGAUAAUCCAUUUCAUUGGAUUGUAUCAUUUUUUGGUUUUAAUGAUAAUACUAAAAUAGGAAAAGAUAUUCUGAAAUUAGAAACAUUAUCUAGACUAGAUUGUAUUCAAAUGGAAUUUAAAUUUUCAGUAACUAUGUUUCCAGUUUUUCCACCUGAAUAUAAUUUUCUUGCACCAAAAUUAACUAAAGAAUCAUUAAAGUCUAUUUUUCAAAGUGGUGCAUUUGCAGAUGAAUGUUAUAAUCCAUUUACUAAAAUCAAAUUAUUUAAUAUUAUUUGGGAGUUAAUUAAUCUCUUUGGAAAAAUUGAUUUUGGAAUAAAUCAAUCCACUGUAUUGGAUUAUACUAUUCAAGAAUUUUAUACUGAACAACAACUCUGUAAACCAUUUCUUGGUCAAGUUACUCAUUUAGGACAAAAAUUUAUUUUGGAAAAUAAAAUUCAUAAUAUCCCUACUAAUAAUUCAAUUCAAUUUAACUCUUUUAUUACACAACAUUAUCCAUGUAUUGAAAAAUUCUUAAUUGGAAUGAGGCAUGUUAAUUUCAUUUCAGUUAAUGACUCUGGUUUCUUUUGUUGGCAUGGUACUUCUGAUGCAUCCAUCCAAUCUAUCUGUAAAGAUGGUUUUGAUCCAAUGAGAAGGACUGGACAAUUUUAUGGAAGAGGAGAGUAUUUUGGAAAAACAGCUGACAUUUCAAUGGGUUAUUGUAAAGGGAAUUACCAUCUAAUACUAUGUUAUGUCCUUAAAUCAGAUAAAGUCAAAACCAUAGAUAUUGGUUAUGUCGUUGAUAACCCAGCUGAUUGGAGUUAUUCAUAUUGUCUUCCAUUAUUAGUUAUUACUUAUGGAAAUGGAAAACCUGUUAUCUUUUUAGAUAAAACAUUAAAUUAA